CACCAGCACCUCCUCUGCACCAACCGGGGGCUGCGCUCGGUGCCCAAGGCUGCCGAGCCCCAGGAUAUCCUCACCUACAGCCUCGGGGGCAACUUCAUCGCCAACAUCUCCGCCUUCGACUUCCACCGCCUGGCAGGGCUCCAGCGCCUGGACCUGCAGUACAACCGGAUCCGCUCGCUGCACCCCAAGGCCUUUGAGCGCCUGGGUCGGUUGGAGGAGCUCUACCUGGGCAACAACCUGCUGCCGGUGCUGGCCCCCGGCACCCUCAGCGCCCUGGCUAAGCUGCGCAUCCUCUACGUGAACGCCAACGAGAUUGGCCGCCUGAGCGCUGCCUCCUUCUCCGGCCUCGGCAGCCUUGUCAAGCUCAGGCUGGAUGGCAACGAGCUGGGCUCGCUGGGUGACUCCACUUUCUCGGCACUGCCAAACUUACUGUACCUGCACCUGGAGUCCAACCGCAUCCGCUGGCUGAGCCGCGGUGCUUUUACUGGCCUGGCUAAGCUGCGCUUCCUCGACCUCUCAGGGAACCAGCAGAACUCCCUUCGCCACCCGGACAUCUUCAGCCCCCU
This is a messenger RNA of Eurypyga helias (sunbittern), 566 nucleotides long. It is a transcript of the gene TRIL, whose product is annotated as TLR4 interactor with leucine-rich repeats. Gene Ontology annotation, cellular component: extracellular matrix. The record is from RefSeq and is a predicted model, not a curated record. The transcript has a single exon. The annotation marks the transcript as partial. Gene Ontology annotation, molecular function: protein binding. NCBI's taxonomy places the organism in Eukaryota, Metazoa, Chordata, Aves, Eurypygiformes, Eurypygidae.